GAAUUUUCCUCUGGCAAAAUUGAAUGUUUCAAUGGACACUGUUUAAGAUCAAAUAGAAAAAACAUGCCACCCUGUUCGGACUCUAGCUUUGACAAAAGCAUGGAAAUACUAAGUGAAAAAGUCAAUCAAAGGCACUUUACGAGGCAAUUGGCAAAGCCAAAAUCAGACAAAAAAAAAGAAGACUAUAAAGAAGUCACCAGAACACUGAAGACCAGAGCUGGUGCAAGAGCUACAGAGCAAGUCCAUGAAGAAAAUGGGGAUUUGGAGGUCCGCCGAAGCUGCAGACUUCGACAAAGUCAUUACACCACGACAAAUCAAUCUGUUUUGUUUGAUAAACUUAUAACCAACACUGCAGAAGCAGUCUUGCAAAAAAUGGACGACAUGAAGAAGAUGCGUAGAAGGCAAAUGAUGGAAGACCUUGGGGUGUUCCAUGAUGCAGAAGAAAACCUUAAUAUGUACUCCCGAGGAAAGAAAGAAAUCCAAAGAGCUGACGAAGAAAUAGCUGAUAAUCAAGGUGACAUUUUAUGUCAAUGUGCAGGAGUUUUAUCAGAAGAAAGUGAAGAGAAAGAUGAUGAUGGUGAAGACACUCGAAAGCGUUACGACUUUCGACAGAGGAAGGCUGUUGAGCGCUAUCAAGCUCCAUUGGCAAAACCAAGACCACGUAAGAUCUAUUUUUCGGGCCGGUCUUCACCUGUCCCACAGAGAUACUCAUUUAGAAGUGCUCAGUCUCAAGGCUCUUGCUGCAAAAGAGCGAACAGACAGAGACAUGCAGUCCAUAACAGCGAUUCCACAUCCUCGUCCUCCUCUGAUGAUGAAGAGCAUUUUGAGAGGCCCAGGAAGCACAGCCACAGCAGAGAUGUAAGAAGGUGUCUUCCGCUAAACUUUCGGAAAGAUGAGUUAAAGGGAAUUCACAAGGAUCGAAUGAAAAUUGGAGCAAGUCUGGCUGAUGUCGAUCCAAUGCAGAUAGAUUGUUCAGUGCGAUUUGAUGGCGUGGGUGGUCUUUCCGACCACAUUUCAGCUUUAAAAGAGAUGGUCGUUUUUCCAUUGCUUUACCCAGAAGUCUUUGAGAGAUUCAAAAUUCAACCUCCCAGAGGCUGUCUGUUCUACGGUCCACCAGGGACUGGAAAGACACUGGUUGCUCGUGCACUUGCUAAUGAAUGCAGCCAAGGUGACAGGAGAAUAGCCUUUUUUAUGAGAAAAGGUGCCGACUGCCUGAGUAAAUGGGUGGGGGAAUCUGAACGACAGCUUCGUUUAUUAUUUGAUCAGGCUUACCAGAUGCGACCUUCGAUUAUUUUCUUUGAUGAGAUAGAUGGUCUUGCUCCUGUGCGGUCCAGUAAACAAGACCAAAUUCAUAGCUCUAUUGUAUCAACACUUCUGGCACUUAUGGAUGGCUUAGACAGCAGAGGAGAGAUUGUGGUAAUUGGAGCCACCAACAGACUGGAUUCUAUAGAUCCUGCUUUACGAAGACCUGGACGCUUUGAUCGAGAGUUCCUCUUCGGCUUGCCAAAUAAAGAGGCUAGAAAAGAGAUUUUCAAGAUUCACACACGAGACUGGACCCCUAAGCCAUUGGACACAUUUCUUGAAGAGCUGGCUGAAAAAUGUGUGGGAUACUGUGGUGCUGAUAUUAAAUCCUUAUGUGCUGAAGCUGCCCUCUGUGCUUUGCGCCGCCGCUACCCUCAGAUCUACACCAGUAGCGUGAAACUGCAGUUAGAUCUCGCUUCUAUUAACAUAACAGCAAAGGAUUUUGUCACGGCUAUGCAGAAGACUGUUCCAGCUUCACAGAGGGCUGUGGCUUCACCUGGGCGAGCGCUAUCACCUGUUUCAAAGCCUCUGCUUGAAAACACACUGGCGAGAAUUUUAAAAGCCUUGCAGAGUGUAUUUCCCCAUGCAGAGCUUGCACUAAAGGAGGACCACCAACAAGACAGUUUAAAUCCUAUUUUAAGAAAUGAUGUGAUUGACAGUGAUGAGGAAUCACCAUCGAUCUUUGAAGAUCAGACAACUCAUAAAAUGCCUGGUGGACAAAAGGAGAAAUUCCUCAAUUUUAGCAGAAAUGCUUAUUACCAGCCAACAUCCUACAGGCCACGGUUCUUACUAGUUGGAGAGCCAGGAUAUGGGCAAGCGUCUCAUUUGGCACCUGCAGUAGUACACGCCCUGGAAAAGUUUCCAGUUUAUACACUAGACCUGUGCAGUUUAUUCGUUAGCACCACGUCACCAGAAGAAACCUGUGGACAGUUGAUGCGAGAAGCUCAAAGAACAGCACCGAGUAUAAUUUAUAUCCCACAUAUCCAUUUGUGGUGGGAGGCUGUUGGAGCUACACUGAAAGCUACUUUUACAACACUACUGCAGAACAUUCCAACAUUUGCUCCAGUCUUGCUUCUUGCAACAUCUGAUGUGUGUCACGCAGAUCUCCCAAAAGAGAUAAAAGAAUUGUUUGUGAAUGAUGAUGAAGUUUUCAAAAUCCAGUUGCCUAAUAUGGAAGAAAGAAAAAUGUUUUUUGAGGACUUGGUUGUAAAUCAAGCUGCUAAGCCUCCUGCAUCCAACAACGCAGCUCGGCAGCCCUUGGAAGUACUGCCUGUAGCACCACCGCCUAAGCCUCGACAGCUGACGGAGGAAGAAAUAAGACGGCUGGAGGAGCAGGAGGAGGAUACGUUGCGAGAACUUAGGAUUUUCUUGAGGGAUGUGACUCAUAGACUUGCCGUUGACAGACGUUUCAGAGCAUUUACAAAGCCUGUUGACCCAGAGGAG
Leptosomus discolor (cuckoo roller) is the source of this 2745-nucleotide messenger RNA. Lineage: Eukaryota; Metazoa; Chordata; Aves; Leptosomiformes; Leptosomidae. The record is from RefSeq and is a predicted model, not a curated record.